AUGCUGCCUCGAAUGGCGGUCUGCGGAAAACUUGAUUCCAACAAAGUCAAACGGCACGUCGCUCCACCAAACUGCGAGCUUGAGACGUCCAUCCAACGGCAAGAGUGCAACAGGCUUGGACAAACACCGGAUCCUGGCUCGCUCGAGGUGUCCCUGCUCCAUCCUGCACGCACGACCCCAGGCAAACGGCGCAGCCAACGUGCCCUACAGCACAGCUCGUCGGAUUCGCGAGCGAGCCGGUCGAGCGAGCCCAACAUGAUGUCGUCCACCGGGGCACAGCGUGUGCCCGCCUGGAAACGAUUGGGCCUUCAGCUCAAGCCGGCUGCGGACGGACCCGAGACGGGAACUGGCCGCACCCCGGCGGUUGGGCAUCGAGGCAGCACCCAGCACGACAGCCAUUCGAGCAAAAGGAAACUCGAGGCCCCGCCGGCCGCGGCCGAAUCGGCGGCGAGCAAUAAAAAGGCUCGACGGGAGUCCCAUACGACCAACGGGACAAAGGCGCAGCAGCUCCAGAAAAAGGUCAAGUCCGUCACCUUUGGCGACACUCCGACAAAGGCCUCCGCCGGCGAAGGCCCGAAACAAAAGAAGCAGGCCAAGAAGAACAAAGGACCGGCGAAAAAGCAGAAGCCGGCGGCGCCCGCCGACUUUGGACCGGCGCUCGAGUACUUGAGGCAGUGGAAGUCGUCGCGGAGCAGCUGGAAAUUCAACAAGAACCACCAGUCGACGCUGAUCAACCACGUCUUCGACGCCGACGGCAUCCCCGCCGCCGACGUGGCCACGUUUUAUGAGUACAUCCGGGACCUGAAGGGCUUCGUCCGAACGAGGCUGCAGGAGACGGCCAUGGACGUGCGGACCGCCGACACCACCCGCCAGGGUUCUGCCUUUCCCGCCGGCACGACGGAUCUCGAGGCCAAGCAGAUGGGUUACGAGAAGCUCCUCGGCGACCUGCUGCUGACCCAACAGCCGGGGCAAAAGAGAAAGGGCUUCAACGAGGCCGAGUACAUUGCCGCUUCGAAGGAUGCCGACGUGCUCAUCCGACGCUUGGUCAAGCGCAUGCGCGCCGAGAUGAUCAUCGACGAGCUGUCCGACGCCGAGCAGACGGACGGCAGCGAGAUGACGCAAUCGUCCCGGACCAUGACCAACAGCGACACCAACACGACGACGGCCGACGGGCCGGACAAGCGACUGAGGCUCAACGACGGCUCCGGCAAGCGGCGCCGGAAGCUCCGCGUCAACCUGGACGACAGCAGCAGCUCCGAAUCGGAAUCGGAUAGCGACUCGGACACCAGCAGCGCCGGCUCGUCGGACGAUUCCGCCUCCGACUCGUCCGAGUCCGAGUCCGAGUCCGAGUCCGACGACGCGUCCGACGACGGAGAAGAAGCGGAUCCGACGUCCGUCGGGGCUGACGAGUCGUCGAGCAGCGAGUCGUCGUCCUCGUCCGAGGAGGAAGACGAGUCGGACUCGGACGGCUCAGAUGACAGCGACGACGAAUCGGCUAGCCGUUGA
Molecule: messenger RNA, 1506 nt
Organism: Drechmeria coniospora
Lineage: Eukaryota; Fungi; Ascomycota; Sordariomycetes; Hypocreales; Ophiocordycipitaceae
Exons: 1
Coding region: 1-1506 (501 amino acids)
Source: RefSeq, a predicted model, not a curated record